GUGGAUAUUAUUCGAUCCAAAUUUUCUGGCCUAACACAGAGAAUAAGCACGACAAUUUCUAAACAAAUUGCAUGCGACCUGUAUGCAACAGAAAUUUUCACCUUAGAAGAGAUGAAUUAUGUCCUUUCUGACCCAGUGGCUGAACAAGUUGCAAGAAGAUUGAUUACAUCUGUUCUUAGUAAAGGAGAAACGUCUUGUACAUAUUUUCUACAGUCCCUUGAAAGUAAAGAUAGAUUUUUAUUUCAUAGUCUCAUGGGAAAAAAUAUUUUUGGAAAAGUUACAGAUGAGGAUUUGGAAGAUCUGGAACGUCUGUUAAAACGCUUGUAUAACAGCAAAUUUUUUCAGAAUAUCUUCCCACUUGGUAAAGAAAUUGACAUCAUAUUUGAUUUGGAAACAACUUUCACUGAUCCUUUAUUGUGGAAGAAGGAUACAUUCAAUCAGAGAAAAGAACAAUAUGCAUUGGAAGAUUUACUAAACAGACUUGAAAGUCCAUGCAUUAUCGAAGGAGAAGCUGGCAAAGGGAAGACCACUAUACUAAAGAGGAUUGCUUAUCUGUGGGCAUCUGGAAAGGUUGAAUCUCUUAAACAGUACAGGCUUGUGUUCUUUAUCACUUUGCGUAGUAUGAGCGAAAACCUUUUCGAGACAAUGUGUGACCAGCUUUUUCCUGUUACCUCUAACUGGAACAAACAAGAGUUCAUGCAUAAAAUCUGGAACCUUGGGCCAAAUGUUUUAUUUUUACUGGAUGGCUAUGAUGAAUUCAGCUGUGAGAGUUGUGCAGAAGUAGAUGACCUUAUAAAACAUAACUAUAAAUUUGGCAGCACCGUCAUUGUCACCACAAGAACAGAAUCUCUCAAAGAAGUUCGACACUGUGCUUCUCUGAUUGUGGAAACCAGUGAUAUUACCAUUGAAAGUGCAAAAAAACUGAUUUCAAAUGUCUUACAAGAAGAAGAAGCCACAGCCCUAUUGCAGCAGUUGGAUGAAACUGAUUUUAUGAAAAAUCUCAUGAAGACACCACUUUUUGUAGUCAUAGCCUGUGCUCUUCGAAUGGGGGAGUAUGAAUUUCACAUGAACACUCAAACAACUCUGUUCUGUACACUAUACAACUUGAUGAUUGAAAGGAGUCAUUACAAAAUUAGAGAUGUAGAGAUAAGCAUCAAAGAACAAAAUAUUACCAGCUGUGGAGACCUGGCUCUUGAUGGACUGUUUGCCCACAAAUUUGAAUUUCGAAAAGAGAAUUUGAAAAACAUAACAGAGGAUAUCCUGCUUAAAAUCGGGCUUUUAAAUAUGUAUGGGGCUCAAAAACCAAAGCCUAUAUACAGAUUUUUUCAUACAUCAUUCCAAGAAUACACUGCUGGAAGGAGACUUGCUCAACUUUUAUCAUCAAAAGACACGUCCAGUACUGAAAAAGGAGAAUCCUAUCUAAACAAAAUACAGACAGUAAAUGAUAUUACUAAUAGGUACAAAAAUCUGCUCUUUUACACAUGUGGAUCAUCAAGAACUGCUGCUCAGAAACUUAUUGUUCACAUUAGAAAUGUGUGCAAAGAUGUCAUAAGUGAUUCAGACACUGACUUUGUGGACUUUGGAAUUAACCUUUUUUAUGAAAGUGCCACCAAAAAGGAACUGAGUAAAGAAUUUGAACUCCUUUUUUUUCGAAGAACAUUACACAUUAACACACAUAAUAUUGCCUCCCAUCAUGUUGAUUUUUUUGAAUACUUACCAAGUUGUUUAAGUGCCCUUCAUCUGGUUAAGUUAGAUUUAUUUGGUUCACAUAGUAAUGCAUCAAGUAAAGAUAAAAUGAACAUCUCUAAUGAAGCAGGACUAAUGGAGAAUAAACCAAACACAUACAUUUCUGAAAAGGUUGUCAAGUUGUUUUUUGAUUGGACCCAAACUCUGCAGACUCUGGAGGUCACACUGAAAAACUUUGAUCAGCUUGAGAAGCAUGACAUAAAAUGCCUUGGAAAGAUAUGCUGCUGUGCUGAGCGUCUCAGGCUCAAUAUUAGCUGCAGCACAGGAAUCACUGGAAACCUUGCAAAAAUUGUUGAAUACUGCAAAAGAAUGCAGGAUCUGAUUAUAGACAACACCCCCCUGAGUACUGAUGAUGAGAUGCGAAUUGUGGAGAUGACAAAUGUGAAAAUAUUAAGUAUUUCUAAUAUAGAUCGACAACAAGAGGAUGGUGCUUUGCUACAUGGCUUGUGCAAUCUUGUGGAAGUUGAAAAAUUAGUCUUGCACAAUAUAAACCUAAAUGAAAAAAAUGCUGAAAUUUUAGCAACUGGCAUACAGUGUUUACGUGAACUAAGAAUUCUUCAGCUUUCAGAUGUUCCCAAUAUUUGCAAUGGACUUGAGCACAUAAUAGAAUCAUUUUCACACAACUGCAACCAAAUAAAAGAGCUUCAUUUAAAUAACUGCUGUUUGACUGUAAAGGCUGUGAGAUCCCUCACACAAAAUGUGAAAAAUAUGAGAAAUGUGGAAAUACUCGAUCUUUCUGAUAACUAUUUGGAAGAUGAUGGAAAGCAAGCUGUGGAAGAAUUAGGUAUUGCCUUGACCCAGCUGCCAGCAUUAACAACACUCAAGUUACCUGGAGGUUCAAAUAUAAAAGGCUGCCUGGAUAUACUUAUGUGUCAGCUUAAGGGAAUUCCAAGCCUGUCAAACCUUGCAUUUAAAAGGUGGAACAUGACUGAUGAUGAUGUGAUAAAAUUAGCCUCUCAUUUGAGGGAGAAUUUCAAGAAGCUUGCAUUUUUGGACCUCUCAUGCAAUCAUGUUGGAAAUGAUGGCUGGAUUUCUUUGAUUGAAGCACUACAGAACCUGAAGAACCUGAGACAUUUUGAUCUCAGCACAGAGAAUAUCUUCACUCCAAUUGGAGAAGUUUUAAAAAUCCUGUGUUGUGUAGUGGGGAUGCUACCACACUUAUCUUCACUUACACUUAGUAAUUGGGAACUGGAUAGUGCAGAUUUGUCCAAAAUGAAAAAUGCUAAAUUGAUAUACAGAAAAGGAGAAGACCCAUACAAACACCUUUUUGAAGUUGAGAUCAUUUGA
Molecule: messenger RNA, 3033 nt
Organism: Staurois parvus
Lineage: Eukaryota; Metazoa; Chordata; Amphibia; Anura; Ranidae
Source: the annotation of a GenBank genome assembly